Molecule: messenger RNA, 1963 nt
Organism: Daucus carota subsp. sativus
Lineage: Eukaryota; Viridiplantae; Streptophyta; Magnoliopsida; Apiales; Apiaceae
Product: disease resistance protein RPV1-like
Exons: 3
Coding region: 74-1795 (573 amino acids)
Biological process (GO): defense response; signal transduction
Molecular function (GO): ADP binding
Source: RefSeq, a predicted model, not a curated record
CUGGAACUUAAACAGUGUAUUCUGUAUAGUUUUCUUCUACUUCAUUUGUAACAUCGGCUUUGAGUUGCGAAAAAUGUUGAAAGAAUAUGCAAAUCUGUCUGUGCUGACUCUUGUUGCGCUUGUAGCUUUAGGACUUGCCUUGUCCUACAUUGUUUUGGUGAUGUUUGGCUCCUCUUCUCACCCAAACCCAAGGCAUCAGAGGACUAACGAUAACAUUGAAGGGAUUAAUAAAGUUCCGAUGGAUCCCACUAGUAGUGAACUAGGUGUCCUUUCAUCUCCUCUGUGGGAUGUCUUUUUGAGCUUUUACGGCAUGGAAACUCGCAGAAAUUUCAUUUCGCAUCUUUACCACGCUUUGGAUCAGGCGGGGAUUGUAACUUUCAAAGAUGAUCCUGCACUUGAAAAGGGUGAAGAAAUUUCAUCAGCUCUGCGUCAAGCAAUCAGAAAUUCUAAGAUGUUUGUCGUUGUUAUCUCAGAGAACUUUGCUAAUUCAUCGUGGUGCCUUGAUGAGCUUGUAGAGAUCCUGAGUUGCAAGAGAACAAACAAUCAGGUUAUUCCCGUAUUUUACUAUGUUCAUCCAUCAGAUCUACGAUACCACAAGGGGAGUUUUGGUGUAGCUCUUAAAAAGCAUGAGAAGCGUCACUCUGUUGAUAGGAUUCAAAAGUGGAAAUCUGCGCUUACUGAAAUUGCAGCUCUAUCAGGUUACCAUUUGGAAGACGCAAAAGAGACUUGCGAUGCAAUUAUAUAUUAUUUAUAUAAGCUAAGGAUUACAACUGUGUAUACUGUACUAAAAUUAAUAGGAGUGAAGCAGAUACAAUUCAAAAUAAUUAAUAGGAGUGAAGCAGAUACAAUUCAAAAUAUCGUUGAGAAUGUAUUGUCACAAACAUCAACAAAGGCCGUACACCUUCAAAGAUGUCUAUUUGGGAUAGAUCCUGCUGUCGAAGAGAUAUAUCAACAACUAAGCUUAAAGUCAAAUGAUGUUCGUGCCCUUGGAAUAUGUGGGAUGGGUGGAAUUGGGAAAACUACUUUAGCCAAGGCCCUCUACGACAAGUACUCCCUCAAAUUUAAUAUAAGUUGUUUUGUGGAAAAUGUAAGACAGAAUUCACAAGGAGCUAGUCCACCUUCUUUACUUCACCAACUCUUGAAAGAGCUUCUCAGAGUGAAGGAUUUGAAGGUCCGUGAUUCUGACAGUGCGCUACGAAAAUUGAGAGAGAUUCUAAGUACUAACAAAGCUCUCAUUGUUUUUGAUGAUUUGGACCAGUCAAACUAUUCGGAAUUGGUAGUAAGGAUUUGCAAUCUGUUCUCAGAUGGUAGCAGAAUGAUAAUUACGACAAGAGAUUCAAACCUGCUAAAUCAACUGAAACUAGAAAUGUCAAAAGUGGAUACAUACAUGGUGAAGCGUCUGAACGAAAUCAAUUCACUGGAGCUCUUUAGCUAUCAUGCCUUUAAAAAAUCAAAGCCUCCUGAAAAAUACUUAGCUCUGUCUAAAAGUUUCGUUACUUAUGCGGGAGGCCUUCCUGUAGCUUUAAAGGUGUUGGGUUCAUCUUUGUGCGGUAGAAAAGAUGUGUCAUUCUGGAAACUUAAAUUGGAAAAAGUUCAAAAAAUUCCAAUGGAAAGUAUCCAAAGGAUCCUUGAACUGAGUUACGAUGAGUUAGAAGAUGACUCACAGAAGGCUAUUUUUCUUGAUAUUGUGUUCUUCUUUCUGGGAGAGAAGAUACAUGACGCUGUUGAUGUAUUCAGAUCAUGUGAUUUCUUCUCGGAGUCUGGGAUACCAAUUCUGUUGAAAGAUGUUUACUAACCAUUGAUUUCUUGAUAUUGUAUUCUUCUUCCUGCCGUCUGGUCCUCCAAAGUAUUGCGAUGAAUGUGGAUCUACCUAUCUGAGAGAAACAUCUAAGUUCUGCUCAGAAUUUGGUUUUAAGAGGCUAGGAAUAUGACGUCAUCCGUCUCUUCUCCAUCUCAUCUGUAG